This is a messenger RNA of Talaromyces rugulosus, 429 nucleotides long. RefSeq lists its product as uncharacterized. The coding region runs from base 1 to 429 and encodes 142 amino acids. Lineage: Eukaryota; Fungi; Ascomycota; Eurotiomycetes; Eurotiales; Trichocomaceae. The record is from RefSeq and is a predicted model, not a curated record. The transcript has a single exon.
AUGGCAUGGGAGCGGUUGGUCGACGCGGUGUGGAUUCUAUCCACUUGCCAGGUGAGUAAGGGUAAGGUGAUCACGCGAUCCGGGGCCACGCGGGCACCGUGGGUAGAGGAAGAGGAGGAAGAGGAGGAGGAGGAGGAGGAGGAGGAGGAGGAGGAGGAGGAGGAGGAGGAGGAGGAGGAGGAGAGAGAUACUAUGUCGAUUGAUUCGUUGUCUGUGGACAGCAAUGAACCCGAUUUUUUCAAUGAUAGGAGUGACGGGAUAGAGAAGAUGAUGGAGGAGAUAGCUAUAGGGAGAAUGGUUAAUGUGGAUGCUAUAUUUGAUAUUGAGUGCCCUUUGGAGAAUGAGGAGGAAGCCAGUAAUAUUAUUGUGCUGUUAUUGAGCUCUGUGGAGCGGGCGUGUUUGGAUUUUUGUAUUGAAUUGUUGAAUUAG